AUGGACUCUAAGCACGCGGUCAACAAGGGCAAGGAGGAGGGAGAAGGGGCGAGCGCAAGUCCUCAGCGCAAGCCUAUGGUGUUCAAGUUCGGCUCGGGUGGGGCCAAGUCGCGGUUCUCGUCGGCGUCGCCAGCGUCGCGCUUCGGCUCGGCCUCACCGUCUGCGGCGUCCGAGGGCGGGGCUGACAAGGCAAGCCGGGUCUCGGCCAAGGCAGCGGGCAAGGAAGCUGACGAGUACUCGAGCGGAGGACUCAGCGAGUCGGACGAUGGCGGCGAGGAGCCUGGAGCCGACGAGCCUGGAGGCGUGGAGGCGAGCGGGGCGAUGGCCGGCGCCGGUGCCUACACAUCGCCGUCUGUCCCGGCAACGACCUUUGUUUUUGACUCGUCGCCGACGGCGAUGUUUGCGCCCAAGGCAGCGAUGUUUGCGAAGCCCGGCGCUGGCGGUCGUGGCGACCAAGGCAGGCCCAAAACGCUGGCGGAGCGGAAGUCGGCGUCUGCCAAAAAGGCUGCGGCGCCCGUGGCUGCGGCGCAGCUUGUGGACGUCAGCCGCACCUCGCACAUGGACUACCUCCACAACCGCGAUGUCAACGGUCAGCUUGUGGCGGUUCCCGUCUCGCAGGGCCAGGGCAGCAAGGUGUUCCACCUCUCGUCGCGCGAUCUCAAGUUCAUUCCGCAGCAAGUCUUCCAGAACCCGGACGUCACCGCGCUUGUGCUCUCGCGCAAUCCGCUCGGCUCCCUCCCGGACACCCUGUUCAAGCUCAGCAAGCUGACAGAGCUUAACGUCAGCAAGUGCGCUCUCGAGUCGCUCCCCGAGGGGCUCGGUCAUCUGACAUCGCUCACUGAGCUCUCUGUGUCGGACAACAAGCUGAGGUCGCUGCCCCAGAGCAUUGGCAAGCUCAAGGCACUCACAGUGUUGCGUGCCAGCAACUGCAUGUUGUUGCGGCUUCCGCACUCGAUGGCCAGCCUGAUCAAGCUGGAGACGCUGGAUCUCCGGGGCAACAAGCUCCAGGAGCUCGACCCGUAUGUGGUUCGCCACUGGACUGCGCUCACACGCCUCGACAUCUCGGAUAACAAGCCGGACGUGGCUUCGAGUGCGGCGGAAGCUGACGCAUAUGAGCCGAUUCUGGCGUCGCACUGCCACAGCCAGGUCACAAGCGGCCUCUCGUUUGUCGGCUGCAUGGUGUGCAAGUCUACUGCCAAGCUGUACAAGUGCCUUGUGUGCACCGAGGGGCGGCUGCUUUGUGAGGUCUGCCUCAACGAGCCGGAGCGGGUGGCGGCCGAGACACUGGUACUUGGCGGCGGCGUGGCUGAGGCAACUGUGAGUGACGAGUACCUCGUGACGGGGCUCUCGUUCUUUGCAAAUGUUGAGGACGAGCUAUUCCAGCGCAAGGCUGCCCAGUUUGACCUGCCUACCACGCUUGACUCGCUUGUCGAGCUCAAGGAGCUGAAUGUGUCUCAUUGUGGGUUCCGCUCGCUCCCGGCCGGGAUCGGAGCGCUGACAGCACUUCAUACGCUCGAUGUCCGCCACUCGAGGCUGCAGACGCUUCCGGCUGAGAUCGGCGGGCUGUGCUCGCUUCUUGCGCUCCGCGUGGCGCACUGCGGCCUUGCUGUGCUGCCGGACGUGUUUGGGUCGUUCACUGUCAUGACAAGCCUUGAGGUGCAGGGCAAUCACCUCGCAUCACUGCCGGGCUCUAUCGUGGCGCUCGAAAAGCUCCGGACGCUCGACGUGUCGUCGAACCAGCUGUACUCGUUCCCGGCCGGCUUUGCACCGCCGGCCAUCGAGGUGGUCGACGUCUCGCACAACCGGCUCCGCAAGCUCAGCGACUUUGAAGCGCUGCUGGCGGUGCCUGCACUGCGGCAGUUUGUGGCGUCGCACAACCAGAUUGCCGAGUUUCCGGUGAGUGCGUGGCUGAAGGGCACAGUCUCGGUGCUAGACCUCUCGUACAAUGUCAUCUCGGACGUGCCUGCUGUGGCCGGCGAGCUCUCGCCGAGCCAGGAGAUAAGCGUGCGGAGCCUGUCGGCACGGACGCUGCGGCUGGAUGGCAACCUGUUGACCCGGCUCCCGCGGCUGAUGACCUCAUCGCUUUUCACCGUCGGACACAACUCACUGACGCCGUCGAUGGAGGAACAUGUCAACACGUAUCUUAUCAACGUGGGGCGGGUUCUGCGGCAAGGCGGCAAUAUCGAGCUCUUUACGCCGGCGUACAUCCAGGCCGAGCGCGGGCUGCAGGCUGCGGUGCUAUACGAAGUCGUCCAGCUUGUGAUCCACACGAUAGCGCUCUCACCACAGGCGGCGGUGCUCUCGCCUGACCAUGUUCCGCUUGCCGAGUUUACGUGGUCAGGCGACGACAAGCUGGACAAGUUCAUGUGGCUCAUGUGGCAUUUGCCAGCCGAGCUGCGGUACAUGACGGCGACGGCGGCGUGUGACGCACCAGGCUUCUCGUUUGGCUCGAACACGUUCCGAAUGGCGCGGCUGCAUGUGGCGCGGGUCCUGCAGUCUGUCAACGAGACUGCGCUAGAGUUUGUGGUCUGCUCCGUGUUUCCGGCCUACCUGGGCCGGCACUCGUACGUCACACUCAUCAUUGUGAUGCGCAAGGCGGCGAUCAAGGCGGCGUUGGCCACGCUCUUCAAGUUUGCACACUGGCUGCAGCUGACCGAGGUGCAUCGGAACCGGCUGUUGCAGGCCUUUAUCGUCGCUCGUAACUCCCAGCUUGUCCCGCUGCUCGACACCAUCACCGCCAGCAGCAGCGACGCACCGGCCACGGUUCUAGGCCUCACGCCAUUUGUCGAAGUCCAGCUCCCGGCCAUGAGGGCCCGGGUGCAAGGUCUCAUUCCGCAGAUACCCGUCUACGGCAAGAACGGCAUCCUCCCCGACCUGGAGCCGCGAAGCCGUCGCUCUGGUCACGGUUGA
Thecamonas trahens ATCC 50062 is the source of this 2910-nucleotide messenger RNA. RefSeq lists its product as uncharacterized. NCBI's taxonomy places the organism in Eukaryota, Apusomonadida, Apusomonadidae. The record is from RefSeq and is a predicted model, not a curated record. Bases 1 to 2910 code for a protein of 969 amino acids. Gene Ontology annotation, molecular function: protein binding. The transcript has 2 exons.